GUGUCAGCAGAGCUGCUGGACGUGGGUGUAUGUCCACAUGAUGGACUCACACCCUGAGGCUCUGGACCAACUUACUGCAGAGGGAGAGGCCCUGGCCACUGAUGCGACUGAAGAUCUUGAUGUGAGCACAUUGUCAGACGAGAGACUGGCGACCGCUGGCUCUCGUGAGAGUCUCACUGAGGAGAGAUUGGAGCGCAAGGUUUGGUCUCGGGAGGCGUUCACGCAUGAGACUGCUGGUAUGGGUGGUCCAGAUCUCGAUAUCAAGCCAAGGAGGGAAAGAGGUAGAGAGCGGAGACGAUGGCGGGAGGACGGCAGGCGGCGGCAGGACUCAGAGCAGUCGACACCUUCACGUCGCACUUCCUCCACCAGUAUUGGCUCUGAGGAUCCUACAAUGUUCCGAGGCGAAGCCUGGAGGAGGAAAUGGGUUUGA
Molecule: messenger RNA, 430 nt
Organism: Homalodisca vitripennis (glassy-winged sharpshooter)
Lineage: Eukaryota; Metazoa; Arthropoda; Insecta; Hemiptera; Cicadellidae
Exons: 4
Source: RefSeq, a predicted model, not a curated record